Messenger RNA from Olea europaea var. sylvestris, 2102 nucleotides. RefSeq names its product putative late blight resistance protein homolog R1A-10. NCBI's taxonomy places the organism in Eukaryota, Viridiplantae, Streptophyta, Magnoliopsida, Lamiales, Oleaceae. Gene Ontology annotation, biological process: defense response to other organism. Gene Ontology annotation, molecular function: ADP binding. The annotation marks the transcript as partial. The record is from RefSeq and is a predicted model, not a curated record. The transcript is spliced from 3 exons.
AAUUUCUCCCAGUUUCAGUUUUUAGGAUUAUACAUCUACCAUAUAUAGGAGGAGAAUUAAUUUAAGAAGAAAUGGCAGACGAAACUGCGGUGGGAUUUCUGCUAGAAAACUUGAAGCAGCUACUUCUUUACAAUGCACAUCUGAUUCUUAAUGUGAAGAGCGAUGUCGAAUCUCUGCACAACGAUCUGCAAUUGUUCAAAGCCUUUCUCAAAGAUAUGGCAAAAAGGGACAACAACCAUGAAGUCCUAAAUGCGCUGGUGAAGCAAAUCAGAGACAUUGUGUACGAAGCAGAAGACUAUGUGGACAUUUAUGUUUCUCAUUCAGCUAUGCAGAAGGCUCGAAGUGGCGUCGAAAGAUUUGUCCAUAUAUUCGAUCAUACGACGACGCUUCGAGGUACGGCAGAGAAGAUUAAGGCUACGAGGACCAAGGUCAAUGAAAUAUAUCAAAACAAGAUAUUUGGGUUUGAAGCCCUGCUAGUUGCUGCUCCUCCGGUCAAAAAGAAAGAGCCUCCCAUUGUGGAAGACAACGUGGUGGGCUUUGAAGAUGAGGCCCAAACAGUAACCAAACUUCUCACUGAAGGGUCUGAGGAACUACAAGUUAUAUCAAUAGUUGGCAUGGCUGGUCUUGGUAAGACAACACUGGCUAAAAUGAUAUAUACUGAUCGUGAUGUUGAGUUUGAAUUCUACAACCGCGCAUGGGUUUUUGUUUCUCAAAAAUAUAGUAAAAAGGAAGUGCUUCAGGAUAUUUUACGACAACUUACUGCUAAGCCUAGUAAAUCUGACAUGAAUGAAGUUGAAUUAGUUGAUGAACUUCAUAAAUUUUUGAAGGAAGCAAAAUAUUUAAUUGUCAUGGAUGACGUGUGGACUAACGAUGCUUGGGAUGAUUUAAAAACUGCGUUUCCUGUAAACAAGAAGAAGAGUAGAAUUUUACUUACUACUCGUAUUGAAAAAGUGGCUAAGUGUGCCAACCCCAACAUUGAACCCCAUAAGUUGCGAUUUCUAACUGCUCAAGAAAGUAGGACUUUAUUCCAAAGGAAGGCACUUGGAGCAAUGGAGUGUCCUGACGAGUUGAAAGACCACGAACAGCGAAUUGUUCAGAAAUGUAAAGGACUACCGCUGACAAUAGUUGUGAUUGGAGGAAUUUUGCUAGGAAAAGGUAAGGAAAGUGAAUCGUGGAAAAAAGUUGCUGAAAGUGUGGAGGCAUUUAUUAACAUGGAUGAGCAGAAAAAAAUGGACCAUAGUAUACAAAUGAGUUUUGAUCAUUUACCUUAUCACUUGAAACCAUGUUUUCUCUACUUUGGGAUAUAUCCUGAAGACUUCCAAAUUCCAGUAUGGAAACUGCUUCGCCUUUGGAUCGCUGAAGGAUUCAUACAGCAAAGUGAAGGAAUGAAUAUGAGUUUGGAGGAUAUUGCUGAAGAGUACUUGGAAGAUUUCAUCAGCAGGAAUUUAGUCAUGGUUGGGCAAAGGAGGUCAAAUGGCAAAGUUAAAACGUGCCAUAUUCAUGACAUGCUACACUUGUUUUGCAAGACACGAGCUGCACAAGAAAGUUUUUUCGUCGAAAUUACGCAUCUUAAUCAAGCUACUUAUUCAUCUCCCAACAUUAACUCUGAAAAGUGUCGUCGCCUUUCCAUCAAUUCCAGAAUUUCGAACUAUCUCUUUUCAAAACCAAGUGGUCCACGUGUUCCACGUGUUCGGUCUUUUUUGUGUUUCUCCCAUGAAGAAAUAACCUUGCAAAAUGAGCAAAAUUCUUCAAUCCCUCAUGCAUUUCAAUUGCUCAGGGUGUUAGAUGGUAAACCCAUCCAUUUCACUCGUUUUCCUCCUGACCUAACUCUACUUGUACAUUUGAGGUAUCUUGUUCUCUCCUGCACCAUCAAAAUACUUCCUGCAUCCCUUUCCAGCCUUUGGAACAUACAAACUCUUGUAGUUGAGACAGCAUCACGCACCCUUGAAAUCAAAGCAGAUGUAUGGAAGAUGAUUCAAAUGAGGCAUCUAAAAACAAACGCAUCCACAACAUUGAAAGGCCCUCUCGCUAAAUCAAGAAAAAGUAAAGAAGAUUCUUUGAACUUCAAAACACUUUCUACAAUAUCACCUGAAAGUUGUACA